AUGCAAGAACUCGGAAGUCUAGAGGAUGCUAAGGCUCUGCGGGAUUCGUUCCGUCAACCAAAGCCAACAAAUCGACGAGGCCGCGGCAAGAGCGCAAAAAACGGCGACACGACCCGAAAAGGCUCCGGUACAAAUUCUCCUUCGCAGAAAGGCCAGCGCAGCAACUCUGGCGCUGUACCUAAUGGCGCCCAGCCAACCUCACGCUCUGCUAUGCGUCCCUACCCAAACUCGACUACUAAAGGCCGAGCUAGAUCUCCCCGACCCGGUAGUGGAGGAGCUGGCCGAAAGCGCAUGAAACCUAGCGAGCAAGGCUCCAAAUCUCCAAACUACAACAGAGGUAACUCGAUGAUGGAGUCAACUCACACAGGCAGACAAGAGUUCGGUGUUACUACUACCUCUUCAUCCAAGGCACAGACACAGAUCCCUAGUCAGCCUACCGCGAGCAACUAUUUCUCGCCCGCCCAAGUCCCUUCGCUAUCUUCUAAGUCAACCGCGUUCGCUUCUCAAGAAGAAGAAAAUGACGAUCUCAUGGACUUCGAACUAUCCCCUCAAACGGAAAGCUUUGGAACUCUCAUCGCCCAGCAUACACAGCAGAGAAACAGCACUUUUCAACCCUCUUUGCCUAGCACUACGUCUAACGAGUCAUCAAUCCUAGACAUUGAGGGAAAACAGACGAUCUACCAGCCUGUCCUGCAACCCAUCUCCCGCUCCAGAACCCGCCAGGUAUCUCAGGACGAUGUCACCAUGAGCGAUGCGGGAAGCAUCAUAAGCAAUGCUGUGCCGAAGCGCAAAGGACUUAGCGCCUCGCGAUGGAACACGAACCGGCCCAAAUCUCCAGAGUCCCUGGGAGAUCCAAUGGCCAUUGACCCGCCCAGUGCCGAGAAGCGUGGCCAUAGUCGUGUUCAUCGUUCCCCUGGCCGAAUUGUAACCAAUGGCUUUGCAACAGGACCGGGCCUCGCGGACUCGCGCUGGGCUCACUAGGGCUCACUACCUACGAGGUAUUGAUAUAU
This is a messenger RNA of Hypoxylon fragiforme, 1010 nucleotides long. RefSeq lists its product as uncharacterized. The record is from RefSeq and is a predicted model, not a curated record. Lineage: Eukaryota; Fungi; Ascomycota; Sordariomycetes; Xylariales; Hypoxylaceae. Bases 1 to 981 code for a protein of 326 amino acids. The transcript has a single exon.